CUUUCUGCAUAAUCGGAAAUGAUCAGAAAUGAGUCUCAAUCUCUACUUAACUACUUAACUAACUACUAGAUCUAGAUUCUAACUACUUCACUUUAUUACUCUAACUGUUUGAUCAAGUGAAUACAUCCUAUUAAUUUAAUAACUCUAGUGUUAUAGAACAAAAGAAAAUGAGAGAGCAAGUAGGUCACUGUGACAUCUGUUCAUGAACAUUUUCAUCUUUUGAAAGAUUACAAACACAUUGGAUUAAAAAGCACACGUAAGUGCAAGCCAUAGGCUGUUGUUUUUGUGAUUUUAUAGUUGCAGAGGAGCCGUUGUUCGCUACACAUAAAAAAGAAUUUCAUCCAAAGGAUAGGAUGGCGUGUGAGUUUUGUGCUUAUACCACCAGGAAAUGGAGUAAGCUGAAAAAACAUCACAUUAAAGUUCAUGUGGCUUUCUAUAAAGAAAACAUUGCUGCUGAAUUACUAAAGAAAAACUUCAAAAAGAAAACAGUGUUAUCUUCUUGUAAAUUCUCAACAGAUUACAGAUUAACUUCUUCAAAUUGUGGAAAUGUUGAAUUCAGAUGCUCAAUACUGAAGGAGAAAAAAAAUUUAUUAUCAACUAAUGAAAAGACAGCUGAGUUGUACCCCACUAUAUUCAAACCGUGUGAAAAAUUGCAGAUAAAUCAUAAAAAUCAAACAACUGGACCUCAAAAGUUACAGUUAUAUGAAUGUGCCCUGGAGAAUUGUAAAACUUGUCAACUAUACCAUAAUGGUAAACAGAGAGGCAGCGAGCCUCCAGCUGAGAAUUUUGUGUGUGACAUUUGCCAAAAAAGUUUUAAAACCUUAUCUCAUUUGUCUUCUCAUAAACUUGUGCACACUCCAUUGAAAUGUUAUAUAUGUUGCCAGUGUGAUAAAAGUUUUAACAUUGGAGAUGAAUAUGAUCUACACUUAACAAGACAUUUUAGGUUUAAACCAUUUAAAUGUGAAUUUUGUGAAAAAUGUUAUGCAAAUAAACGUUAUCUUAAAGAUCACAUGAGAUUGCAUACUGGAGAAUCAAUUCACAAAUGUGAGAAAUGCAAUUACAUAACACCUCAUCUGUCUCGGCUAAAACAACAUCAAAAGAUUCAUCUAAACCUUCAACUAGUUGAUGGUGUUGAAAAUGUACAAACUUGUGAUAUUUGCCAGAAAAGCUUUGUUUCUUUAGCUCAUCUGUUGCCCCAUCAACCAAUGCAUACACCUUUGAAGCUUUACAUAUGUAGUCAUUGUGGUAGAGGCUUUAACUUACCAGAAGAAUAUGAUCUGCACCUUCUAAAGAGACAUUUCAUGUACAGACCUUUCAGAUGUUCAUUGUGUGAGAAAUCUUUUACCAUCAAAAAAAAAUUUAAGAGUUCACAUGAGCAUACACACUAUGGAUUUAAUGUAUAAGUGUUCAAAUUGUGAAUGCACAUCAAAUGAUAAAAGUCCUUUCUCAGAACAUAGGAGAGUUCACAUGAACAGUAAGCCUUUCACAUGCAAUGCUUGUGACUAUUCAACAGCUUCUAAAAGUUCUCUAAGAGGUCAUUUAAGGACUCACUCUGGUGAGAAGCCAUUUUGUUGCAACCUAUGUGACAAACGAUUCAGUCAACGUGUACAUUUAAUCUCACACAAACGGCAUAUUCAUCUAGUUUAACCAUACUACUGAAGACACACUACGAACAGUGUUAUGACGUGUAGUUAAUCAAUGUAUGUUGGUGUUGGUGUGAAAGAUAUAAUGAUGACAUAAUGAUGAAAGAUAGGGACGUUUUGUGUAGAAACUGGUUGCUGUGUAUUGUGUGUGUGAGUUAAUACUUAGUCUUGGUGAGAGGGUGUAUAUGACCAGUGUGACUCAGUCAGUAGCGUGAAUUGUGAGACAUCCAUGUGGAUGACGAUUAUAAGCAGAAUGUGUUUAAUAAAUAUCAGAAGAAAAACCUUUUUUCAUCUUGUCAAUAAAUUGUCACCCGUGUCGUCUAGACGUGUAAUGGUAUAAUGACUGCCUAUGUUGUCUGAUAUUCUCACAUGGUAAUGAACCAAGUAGUUCAACCCUCUCACAAUCGAAAAAUAUAUUAUAAAACUGAUGUGACUGAAGAAAUGUAAAUUUAUGCUGCAAUUUUUUUUAUUGACAUUGGUGUAAAAACACUGGUGUUUUUUUUUUUUGCAUGCCUCCAAUUCUGUUUA
Physella acuta is the source of this 2171-nucleotide messenger RNA. Its product is annotated as zinc finger protein 714-like. The record is from RefSeq and is a predicted model, not a curated record. NCBI's taxonomy places the organism in Eukaryota, Metazoa, Mollusca, Gastropoda, Physidae.